Messenger RNA from Neopelma chrysocephalum (saffron-crested tyrant-manakin), 4265 nucleotides. It is a transcript of the gene CHST9, whose product is annotated as carbohydrate sulfotransferase 9. The coding region runs from base 634 to 1869 and encodes 411 amino acids. Lineage: Eukaryota; Metazoa; Chordata; Aves; Passeriformes; Pipridae. The record is from RefSeq and is a predicted model, not a curated record. Gene Ontology annotation, molecular function: sulfotransferase activity. The transcript is spliced from 7 exons. Gene Ontology annotation, cellular component: membrane. Gene Ontology annotation, biological process: carbohydrate biosynthetic process; proteoglycan biosynthetic process.
CUUUUCUGCUGACUCCUCACGCCCCCGCACCUCCCCGCUCCGUCACACGCCGGGAAUUCGUGGCUCGUCUCCAAAAUAAAAAAUGAGCUGGUGUUGCCUGUGCGUUUUAUAGCAGUAGAGUGGAUGACUGGGGCAGGCUGCGAGUCUUAUUGGCGUGCUGAGAACACCUGGGUUCACUGCAGUCCAUAAACAAGACCGAAUCAUUUCACCAGUUCAAAAAAAGGGAAGAUCUUGCUUUGACACAGCCCUUCUCCUAAUCUUCCCCGUUCUAAGAGAGGGGAAAAAGCCCACCUCCAAUCCUGAUAAAAGACUGAGAGCCAUCAAGUUGCUGUCUCGCGAGCCCUGUAUCUGUUUUAACUUCCCAAAAUCCAGGUGUCUUCCAUGUGGGACUGCUCACUGACUUCCAGCAAUGCUUCAGACAGCAAGAUGUCCGGCAGCUGUAGAGUGAAACCCUUAGAACUGAAUAUUCUGGUGAAGUGGUGAAGUUCCAGAUCCCGACGCUUUUGGUGUCUUCUUUGUUUUCUGUUCGUGUCUCUGGGGAAGAUACUGAAGAAGAUGCAGACAUGCUGAAAACUUCAGAAAAGUGAACCAUGAGUCUUUUUGAAAGCUGAAAAGAGGACCCCUGAUAGGGUCAUGAACCUAAGACAAGUCUUUGUGUCUGUACUGCUGUUUGGAGUAGCUGGUCUAUUCCUCUUCAUGUAUCUACAAGCUUGGAUUGAAGAACAACAUACAGAGUCUGGAAAAAAGCUGCAACAACAGAUAAUUAAUCAGGAUUUCACACUCCAACCUCCGGGGAUGCCAAGGGAAGCAUUAUGGAGCAGAAGCGCUCCCGUGAGCCUCAGUAAACAUGAGAUGGCUGUCUCAAGCGGCAAGCACUGGCAGGGCAAGGCUGACCUUUUCAGUGUGGUAGCUGCCUCCUUGGUGAACCAACUGCCUGACCAGCAGAAGACAAGCGAGUCACCUCUCAGCUGGUUCAGAGGAGUGUAUUUACCCCCUGCACUGCACCCAUUAAACAAGAUGUUAGUCAAGGGUAACAAGUGGAAGGAUGUAGAUAGCACCCAGGAAAAGCGCAGGUCAUUCCUGCAUGACUUCUGUAAGAAGUACAACAGCAGAAAGAAGCUGCAAACCCACCUGAUGCACCUGGUGUCAAGAAUUUACGUGGAGGAUAGGCACAAGGUCCUGUACUGUGAAGUGCCAAAAGCAGGCUGUUCCAAUUGGAAAAGGGUCCUCAUGGUGCUCAAUGGACUCGCCGCUUCAGCGUACAAUAUUUCCCAUGACGAUGUGCACUAUGGAAAACACCUAAGGAAAUUGGACAGUUAUGACCUAAAAGGGAUAUACACGCGCUUGAACAUGUACACUAAGUUUAUAUUUGUACGUGAUCCUAUGGAAAGACUGGUAUCUGCCUUCAGGGAUAAGUUUGAACAUCCAAACAGCUAUUACCAUCCAGUAUUUGGGAAGGCAAUAAUUAAGAAGUAUAGACAUAACGCAGAUGAAGAGGCUUUGAAAACAGGAUCAGGAGUUAAGUUCAAGGAGUUUAUCCAAUAUUUGUUAGAUUCCCAUCGACCAGUAGGAAUGGACAUUCAUUGGGAGCAAGUCAGUAAGCUCUGCUACCCCUGCCUCAUCAACUAUGAUUUUAUAGGAAAGUUUGAAACCCUGGAAGAAGAUGCCAACUACUUUUUGCAGCUGGUAGGUGCUCCAGCCGAUCUGAAGUUCCCUAAAUUCAAAGACAGACAUUCCUCUGACGAGAGAACAAGUGCAGAAGUAGUGAGGCAAUACUUAAAGGAAUUGUCUAAGGAGGAGAGACAGCUGACCUAUGACUUCUAUUACCUGGAUUACUUAAUGUUCAAUUAUACAUCACCAAUUGUAUAGCACCAGAAUAGCCUCAGGCUUCUAUUAGAUAUUUAUCAUUUUGGGAUUCAAAGCAACUACUUUGAUAUCAGCCCUGAAAGGAAACAAAGUUACUGCUAAAUGGAGUUGACUUAGUGGGGAUUUUAUAAGCUAGAGUGAUAUCAAUUGGCAUUAAAUUGUAGGAUAAUGCGCAGAAAAGAAGACCUGUUAACAGCAUAAAUUGCACUAAAAUGCCUGAAAAAGCUGCUUUUAUGAUUGUGGAUUACACUAUGGUAGCUCAGCCAACUGUUGCAUUAUCUUACCUAAUGUUCUUUUAAUGUUUUAAGAAGAAAACAUUCAGAGUAGCAUGAUUCUUUUUUGGUGUGUCUGCUUUAGAAAUUGUUUUUGAAACAACUUUUGAAUGUAUUUUUACUUCCUGUCAGUUAUUAAUAAAGAAGCAUUGGUUAAUUUUCUAAAAUAUUUGAAGCAUCAUCAGUUGCAAGACUUAGUUGUUUGAUUACCAUUAAACUGUAGCCAUUUUUAGACCUGAUUUUUUUUUUUAUUGAAGGAUGCACUUGAAUACAAAUGCAUCAAGCUACAAAUAACACAGCAGCUCAGUUGAGUAGAGUAAAUUUGGGUAAGCCUGUGAAGUGCCAGUCCACUACCCCAUUUUGAUUGAUGCACUGGAGCUGACAAAUAUGAGAGAGAGCGCAUAUUUCCUCUACUUUCAGAGAGCUGCUGCAUUCAUUAAAAUUAAGAUUUUAACUUAGAGAGGGUACAUCAUUACAUAUGAUGCAUGGAUACUGUGGUCCCAAUAUUCAAUGUAGUCUUCAUUUUUGGUGAUAGGGCAAAGUUUUAGUGUGGCAGCUACGGAACAUUCUAAGGUCUGUACUGAGAAGCAACUUCAAUGCAACUGCUAUGACCAUUCUUGAUCUGCUAGGGUCCAAUCAUCAACCCACCUCCCAGCAAUUUUUAACACAGAAGGUGCGUAUGCCCAUUGCCUCCCAAGCCCAUAAACUGGUGCUGGCUCCAGAGCUUCCUGAAGUCACCUGUGUUUUGCUGUCCUGCCUGCCUUGUCAGCAGCCAGCAAACCCCAGGAGUGGGGUGGAUGCUUCAGUUAUAUGGGGUGGGAUGUGUAUUGGUGAUUUUUCCUAGAGGCAGGUAUGUCCAGAGUCCCACAGUCCUGGUUAUAAAAGGAAAAGGUACCUUCUACAUUCCCCUUCGCUCUCCUCCCUCAAAUGCUGCCUGACCAAUACAUGCAGUUGUUCCUGAAACCUGCAUUGAAGGAUGGGUCACCAGAGUGUCCCAGGAGGAGGAGAAUCUCUGAAAAAUCAUAGGAUCCUGGAAUCGUUGAAAAAGACUUUUAAGAUCGUCAAGUGCAACCAUUAACCUAACACUACCAAGUCUACCACUAGACCAUGUCCCAGAAAUGGGUAGGAAAAAUCUCUAUGCCCUUCUGCAAUAAAGAUGUCACCAGUUCUUGCUUUCUGGAGUGGUUUGGGUCAUCUUACUCCAGUGUCUUGAUAUAGCAGGUUGUAGAAUAAGGAAACAGCUUGAUGGGAAAGUGAUGCAAGUAAAAUGUCCUCUGUUCCCAAUCACUGGUCACAAUUAGUGCAAUUAUUGCUGUCAUUUCCUUUAUCUCAGGCAAAUGCAGUUUCAGUCCUUUCACAGGAGUAACUGUGGGUCCCUGCUGAAAGGACAGACCAUUUCCUAUGUACCCUUGGCUGCUUGUUUCUCCUUCAGUUUUCUCCUCAGAAGAGGAAGAAAGCCACCUCCAGUCUCUGUGGUGCCAGUGUGUAAUUGAGCAAGCUCUGCAUGUCUCUCCUUGUGGCAGGACAAGCCGCUCCAAAGGAGAAAGUUGAAGGUGAUGCUAUUUGUGACUAGCAGCACCCAUAGCUGAAACCAGCCUGUUCCUUGGGGCCAUAGAGCAAAGAGGAGAAAGAAAAAGACAUCAUCACUGUGAGGUGUUGCAGUGUGGUAUGUGUCAUGACCAUGAGGGAGGUGCAGAUGUUCAGCACCAAUAAGAAGUUGCAAGGAUUCCUUGGACAGAUGUAGCUCUGCUUGUGGCUGGAGUGACAGACUUGGACUUCAGAGACCUGGAUCUUCCUCCAAGUUCUGUAACUUCAUAGACUUGUUGGACAAACAUGAAAUUCUCUGUGCCUCGGUGUCCCCAUUGAUUGCCUGGGACAGGAUGCUGCCAGGUCUGUGGGUCUGUACUUUGUCCACCUGUGCCUGCUUCUGGUCAUGGAUGCAGCUACAGGUUUUGGGAGGAAGUUUCCUAGUGGGGCACUUGGAGAGGAGGAAGUAGGCAAGGGCUUGCAGCAUCUGUCUACCUUCAAGGAAGUUAUCAUGUUACCCUCUAUAGUGCACUUCAAGCCACAGACACAAGCUGUCACCUUUGCUAUGACUUCUGCUAUCUCUUAAAAAAAAAAAAAAAA